Messenger RNA from Neoarius graeffei (lesser salmon catfish), 1266 nucleotides. RefSeq names its product SH2 domain containing 4Bb (gene sh2d4bb). The record is from RefSeq and is a predicted model, not a curated record. NCBI's taxonomy places the organism in Eukaryota, Metazoa, Chordata, Actinopteri, Siluriformes, Ariidae. Gene Ontology annotation, cellular component: cytoplasm. Bases 1 to 1266 code for a protein of 421 amino acids. The transcript is spliced from 8 exons.
AUGAUGCAACAAAUUCUUCAAGAUAUGUACAUCGAGCCAGAUCUGCUACUGGAGCUAAAUGAAGAACAAAAGCAGAUUCUCUUCUGUAAGAUCCGUGAGGAACAAGUGCGCCGCUGGAACGAGAGGGAGAGCAGAGACCCCAGUCCAAGUGUCCGCAAGAGGAGUAGCCGUAGAGGCAUUCAGUGGCUGCUGGGCUCUGAUGGUGAGGUGUGGGUCUGGGUCAUGGGGGAGGCCCAAGGAGACAAACCUUACAAAGACAUAGUGGAACAGCUGAUGGAGGAAAGAGCCAGGAAACAGGCCCAGCGAGAGGCACUGGAGCUCUGGCGUAUGAAGGAAGCAGAGAUUGAAAAGAAGUUUCGGGAUGCCAUGGCAAAGGAGAAGGCUCGAGUUGUAGCAGGGAAAUGGAGGGAGGAGACAGAUGACAGAAAAGCAGCCAAGCAAGAGGAGGAGGAAGAGGAUCGUAUUCGAGAGGAGCUGAAGAAAUGUGAGCAGGAGGAGAGACAGAGAGGUGAGGAGGAAAUCCGGCAAGCAGAGGAAAGGCGAACGAAGGAGCUGUUCAUUUCUCUGAAGCAGGAGGAAAAGAGAAGCGAAAGGGAUGACAAGGAAUGGCAGGAACAAUUGCGCCGCUCCAAAGCAGCUGAUGAGGAGAUGAAGUGUAAGGCUCGCCGCGCCAGAGAUGAGUGCAAACGCCAAUCCCUGCGCACCAUCGAGAAAGGCCUCGUGGCUGGCCUCAGUGGACUGUUCCAGAAGACACAUCUGAAUGGCUCGGGUCACAACCGACGCCACAGUGACGUCAUUGAGCGGCCAUCAAAUACUCCAGCUGAUGUUAUGUGGAUUCGGCCACCUCGGCCAACUUCUCGUGAUUCCAUCAUGCGGUGGUUUAAGGAGGAACAAAAGCCCAGAAGAGCUGGCUAUGAGAGGAGCAGUAACACCAUUGCCCCUUGGUUCUAUGGGAUCAUCUCUCGGCAAGAUUCGGAGUCCUUACUAAUGAAUGCUUCUGAAGGCUGUUUCCUAGUAAGAGUGAGUGAAAGGAUCUGGGGAUACACUCUGUCUUACCGGACGGCCUCUGGCUUCAAACAUUUUCUCAUCGAUGCCUCUGGUGAUUACUACAGCUUCCUUGGGGUGGAUCAAAACCGCCAUGCUACUUUAGCUGACCUCAUCGACUUCCAUAAGGAGGAGGUGAUCACCACAUCUGGAGGAGAGUUGCUGCUGGACUCUUGCAAGCUCAAAGGCUCUGCGCCAGAUUUUGGAGGACUCUUUCAGUGA